CUCUACAUGUGUGCAGACUCUUCUCGUGGAGGCAAGCAAAGAAAACCCAAAUGUCAUCAUAGAGUUGUCAAAUGAUGAUUGGAUGAAAGACCCUGAUGUCGAGCUCCCCCCAGUUGUGCUGUUGGAAUGCACAGAAAAUGAAAAAGAAAGACAGAUAGAGAUGUGUCUGCCCUUUUUUUAAAGGAAUGGAUGAGGUUUUAAAGAAGGGCAGGUCAGUCAGAUCAUUUGUGAAGACAAUGUUGAAAGCUAGUGGUGAGGAUUAUGAGACCUUAAGCCGGGUUCACACUGUGCGAUUUUGCCCAUGAUUUGGCCAUCUGAGACAGAUUUAGCAAAUCCUAAAAGAUUCCUCUGAUCCUAGGGUAAAAUCUGAAGUCUUUGAUCGUUAGUUUGACAUGUUCACCAACCUAUUAUGACUGUUGAGAUCAAAUUUUACCUCAGACGAAAUUCCGGCACUCUGAGAAGAUUUGGCGCACAGUCCUGCAGUGUGCUCACACACACAUUGACAGUGGAGUAUUUUUAUUUAUUUUUUAAAUGAUAUGAGUUGUGGUCAGUCACAGAGAGGCAUUGUUUUGUAUUGCUCUUUUGUAUUGUUUCAAUAAACCUGUUUGUGAAGCAUGCAUGGUGUAGCCUCUGUUUUUGCUUUUUUUGUCUAAUUGUUACAACUUACCCCAGCAUGUGUUACAACCUACCCCAAUACCGGCACACAUAUGUAUUAGACAUUAACUCAUAAGGGCUGUGAAAUUCUUACAGAGGUUUAAAUUGGUGCUUUUUGUAGAAAACAAGUGUGGGUACUUUGUAUAAAAGUUUGAGCACUCUAGCUCAAAAAUGAUGCAUUUGGCACACUUAACUGGAAACACUUCAGGAUUUUCGAAGUAGUCAACUGGUCGGUUGAAUUCUACAGGAUGUCCGAGAGAUGUGUGUGUGUGUCGUGUUCUUUAAUGGUCCGCCUGGAAACAAAUGCUGUGACGCCAAUCCCCCUUGUGGAAGAAGAACGUUGUUGUGUUUAAAACUGUGACAAUGAGCGCUUACCAGGAUCCAACUAAAUGCUGGAUUUUCAAUAGUAUGUGAAGUUCUUGGAUCCAUUGUUGCAGUAAACUUGCACAAUGUUCUUGAAUGAAUAAUUUAUUCAAUGCACAUCAGUCUGUUAUUGUAGGGACAUCGACUUUUCAUGCCCCUAAACAUAAUGCAGAACAAAACGAACUGUGGUUGCGUCAGUCAAAUGUCUUCUUGGGCAGUCCUUGGCCAAUGAGAGCUGCAAUAGAGUUCAGACCUUCUGCCAUCAGUCUGAAGGUCUGGCUAUGCGAAACUACCCUCAACCAAAUUGAGAAGCUAAAGUUCAGCUAAAUGCUUUAUUGUCAUUCCCAAAUCCUGAAAUAAAAUUAAAAUGUAAAUUAAAAAUAUAUAAAAUAAUAUAAAAAUAAAGGUGUAUGACUCUAUCAGCAAAGGAGUGUAGAAUCCAGGGAUAACUUUUAUUUAAAUCAAAAACCACGAAAUUCAAGAAAAUCCAGGCAGAACAGCAUCAAACAGACUAUACAGCAUAAUACCUUAACUAAAACAAACUUAUAACGUGACAGUACACCCCCCUCCCAGAAGGAGCGUCCUCGUGCCAUAAUAAGUCCACAGGGGUGGGAGGGUGAGGCGCCUUGGAGGUUGACGAGGGGCUGGUGAAGGGUGUGACUGAUGCAGCUUAGCCAGGACAAGUAGUCUCCAGGGUGAUACCGGCAAUACAUGCAGGGAGCCAGGAAGGCACCGGUAGCUCAGGGAGCCAGGGAGGUGCCGGUUACUCUGGAAGCCUGGGAGGUGCCGGCAGUGCAGGGACGGGCAUCUCGGGGAUGGCCUCCUUGGCUGUGUCUGGAAGAGCGGGCGACUCUGGAACGGCCUCCGUGGCCAUGUCUGGGAGAGUGGGCAGCUCUGGGACAGCCUGCAUGGCCUUGUCUGGGAGAGCUGACGGCCUCCGUGGCCAUGGACAGGAGAGUAGCCAUUAUGGUCAGCACUGCACUCUGGGGUGUGAGCAGACUCUGGGCUGAGCUCUGGGGCUGGAGUGGACUCGGGUUGGAGCCGACACUGGAGCAGACUCAGGAGCUGGAGCCGACUCUGGACUGUGCUCAGGGGCUGGCGAUGCAGAGGACUGUCUCUUCUUCCUCAGACUCCUCCUUUUGGCUUGGGUUAAAAUGAAUCUGGGACUGAGUGCUGAGGCUAGAGCAGACUCUGGACUGGACUGGACUCACAAAUUGGAGCAGACUCAUGGGAUGGAAUGGGCUAUGGAGCGGAAUCAGGGGUGUAGGGACCGGAGAGGGGAAAAUUUCUUCACCUGGAUGAGAUAAACGCCAGAUCUGCCACAUUCGCUACUAGGUCAGCGCUGUUGAAAACCAUCUUCUGGGCUCAAGGGAAAACUGGAGGAAUGGAUUUGAAUGGGACUGGAUGAGGGUUUCUAUUGUCCUCUUUGACUUCAUCAACCACAAAAACGGAGUCAUUUAGCCAGAGGACGUAAUUGAUGAAAUCAACUAAGGGUAAAUAACAAUGACCAGGAGACAGGAACUGAAAUAACUCAUCAUCCAUUCCCAUCCGAAAGCAGACAUUGAGCGUAGUAUCACUCCAGCUCACCAGAUGGGAAUAAUCCAAAAAUUCCUCCACAUACCGCUCCAGAGGAUGUCCGUUCUGUCGGAGAAAGAAGAGAUGAUCUUCAGCCAUUUCCAUUGUUGAGUCUUUGUAUUGGAUUCUGUCAUGCUGUAUCUCAGAGACUCUCUCAACGAAGUAGUGUAGAAUCCAGGGAAAACUUUUAUAUAAUCAAAAACCAAGAACUCAGGAAAAUCCAGGCAGAACAGCAUCAGAAUAUACAGCAUAAUACCUUGACUAAAACAAACUCAUAACGUGACAUAUACAGUACAUUAGUAAUAAUUGCAUUUAAUUGGUUUUGUAUAUAGUAUGUAAAGUGUGUAAAUGCUUUUUAGAGGCAUGCUAUUCAUGUUUAUGAUUCAUUCUUAAAAAGCAACAUUUAGGAGCUAUUUGCAUAAAUUGCUUUGACUUAGUCUCACAAGUUAGUCAUCUAAGUUUUUUCUUUAAAACUGGUCUAACAUUUUAAGUGAGUUAUAUAACUAAUUUGAGACCAAAAACUAUGCUUUUAUGCAACUGGCCCCAGUAACAAAGGUCACUUCUACUUCUGGUUCCCGGGCUUAAAAAAUGUAAAGACCCCUACAUUAAACCAACACAGCUAGUUGCCAAUUUUCCUCCAGUGUCAACAUGAAAAUAGCAAACCAUUAACUUGAAUUUGUCCCCAUUGCUUCAGCAUAUUUGACAGCCAUAAAAUACCCAGGUAUGUCAUCAGCUGUUUGGGAGAUGUUUUAAAUUGCACAUAGUUACAUGCGAGGUCACAGCUAAUGUGUACUUUCACAUGCACCUACACAACUGCAUAAGAACUGCCUAUAAUAGCAAUUAAAACCUUAAAGCCCUAUGUUUAACAAAUGUUUUGACUUAAUUCAAGUAAUCAGCACAGUUAAUGCUAAAUAAACUAAUGAGUUUUCAUCAAGGAGAAAUUGAUGCCCUUUCACUUGUCACUGGAAUUACAGUUGACAGCUCAGGGCACUUUUGGAAUUAAGGUCACAAGGUAAAGCACCUGGAUGGAUCAGAUUCCGGGCAGCUGUGUGGUAAGUCUGAUUGGAGGACAAUGCUGUCACACCUCAUGAUUUGUUGAAAUGGAGAGUCUGACUCUAUUCCUGGCUUGUGUAGUGGUGAUAUCACCAGCAAUGCUUUCCACUCAGCUGUGCAUCUGGCAUAUUUAUCGAACUGACCUCUCUGAACGCUCAGCCUCUGUGUUGUUGGUGAAAACAAUAAUCAAGGCACUCUUGUUAUGCAAUUUCCCUGCACUGAUCACAUGUCAUUUGUACUAAAAAUACAGGAUAUAGAGCUACUGUGAUAAUAUAAAUAGCCAUAAAAACAGGCAGGUAAGAAGUGGAAAGGGUUGUCAAUAUUAGCCAUGCUCUCCCAAGGUAGUGGGGCGUGCGCUGCGAGUCGAAAGGCCACGUUCUUGACAGAGAGAAGGCGGUCAUCUUUAGACAGCAGUCAGAGGGUUAGGACAGAAAAGACCAGAGGUUAUAGACAACCAGGGUUGCACUUUCUUUGUCCCCCUGUUAUCAAUGACCUGUUAACCCACCAUUGGAGGGACAUGCAGGAUGGAUUCUCUGAUCCAGAACAGCUGAACAGAGUGUUAGAGUUUCAAAGUGAUGAAUUGCUGUGGACUGCUCAGAAACAGGGUCUUUGGUCUUUGGAGUAUAAAAGAGAAGUGACAAGUCCACUGUGUAUUGCUGCUGCACAAGGUUUCACUGAAUGUCUUCAGUAUUUACUGGAGCACGGCGCACACCCCAACCUUAUCGCAGGAGGAAAAGCGGCACUUCAUGAAGCCUGUGCAAACGCCAACACUGAAUGUGUAGAGCUGCUGCUGGAACAUGGAGCUAAUCCUAACCAGAUGACAGAGGAGGGACUGACUGGCUUACAUCUCUGCAAAACACCACAAUCACUACGCUGUGCAAAAGCCUUGGUGAGAUAUGGUGCCAAGGUGAACAUACCCAGUGAGGAAGAGGAAGAAACACCAUUGCAUGUGGCAGCUAGACAUGGUCUGCCCCACCAUGCACAGCUGUACCUACGAUUCGGAAGCUGUGUAAACCAUAGCAGUUCUUCGGGUGAAACGCCACUGGGGGUGGUUUGUGGAGUUGCCCCAGAAAAGACAGACAACAGCCAAGAUGAACGGUACCUCGAGCUCUGUCGUCUCCUCCUGGCCUAUGGAGCAAACAUUAAUUUAGCUGAUAAAGAACGCCGCAGUCCUCUACACAAGGCAGCCCGCAAUGUUCAGCAUAAGAUGGUGGAGCUUCUCUUGGAUCAUGGAGCUGAUAUCAAUGCCAUUGACUAUAACGGAUGUUCACCGCUAUCUAGUGUUCUACAGAGCUCUGUGGUUCGGCAAGAAUGGGAACCUCACAUGGUGGUUCAGACCUUGUUAAAUCGUGGCUCCAUUAAAGUCUGGCCACAAGCACUGCUGAAGGUAUUGACAGCCUGUGCAGAGGCGCCUAAAACUGUGGAAAUCCUGUUUAACUCAUACACACUUGUUCCUGUAACCUACAAAUGGGUCGAGGCCAUACCUGAGGAUACCUUUCUUCUUCACCAACCCUUUUAUGAGUCUCUUUUUGCACUGGAGUAUAAACCACGUAGUUUACAGCAUCUGUGUCGGUCUGCACUAAGAAAGCAGUUUGGGAAAAAAUGCUACUCACUCAUUCCCAGCCUCCCUGUGCCAAAGACAGUACAGCAGUAUCUUCUUCUGGAACCGGAGGGGUACAUUGACUAGAACCAGACCUUUUGGUAAAUAAAACUAGACGGCUUUUUUAGUGUUAUAAAUGAAGUGCAGACAAAGCUGACUUCCUUACAUUUCACUUGCAAAAUCACAAUACAGUGAUAUUUUUUGAAAUAUUUUCAUAUAUAGCUGAUAUUAGUGUAAAUAGCUUUACAAUACAUUUUAUUGUUUGAAUGGCAUUGAAUGUUGUGUAUGCUAUGAAUUCUUCAUUAAUUUCUAUAAAUAUGUAGGCCUAGUUACAGCUCAUUUAAUGUUUUUGUAUAAUUAUUUAGUUAAGAAAUAUUUUUCUUGUUUGCCCUCCAAUAAAAUUAUACCUUUUGACAA
Molecule: messenger RNA, 5662 nt
Organism: Megalobrama amblycephala (Wuchang bream)
Lineage: Eukaryota; Metazoa; Chordata; Actinopteri; Cypriniformes; Xenocyprididae
Gene: asb18
Product: ankyrin repeat and SOCS box containing 18
Exons: 6
Coding region: 3974-5332 (452 amino acids)
Biological process (GO): intracellular signal transduction; neuronal action potential; positive regulation of transcription by RNA polymerase II
Cellular component (GO): axon initial segment; synapse; nucleus
Molecular function (GO): transmembrane transporter binding; transcription cis-regulatory region binding
Source: RefSeq, a predicted model, not a curated record